AUGCGUAGAGAGGCGAAUAGGGGGGCGGGUGCCGAGCUGGUGAUUCCACCUUCCCGGAAUGGAGCCGCGGGAGCACGGGCUGGGCUGGUGAUUCCACCGUUCCGGAGUGGAGCCGGGGAAGCGAGUAGAGGGGCGGGGGCGGGCAAAAGGAGUGGUGGAGGUGGGGGUGGACAGGCACAUUCUGUGGUGAACCUCGCUGGUGACAGCAGCGACAGUGGUGACGAUUGUGACGGUGACGGCGGCAAGAACGCCAUUCCUUUCACGAGAAGUGCAGCACAAGCACCAGCCUCUUCGUUGUCCCGCAGUACGAGUUCUGCGGUAAACCUCGCUAAAGGCAGCAGCGAUAAUUAUGGCGAUAGGAUUCGAGGCGAGGGCUUCAUUCCGUUGACAAGAAGUGCAGCACAAGCACCAGCCUGGUACGACACUAGUCAACAGAAGCAGCAGAAGCCAUCGUUGUCGACACAACAACAGAAGCAAAAUAAACCAUCCUUGUCGGCACGUCUGUGGCCGAGUGCUUCUCGCUUCUACCGCGCGGCUCUCCGCUGGGUGUACUGCCCCAAGGACUGCAGCAUCGAAGAAGAUGCACAGUCUGCCCAGAGGAUGGCUAACUUGGUGCCGGUACCGACGGAGUUCGCCUCACUCCUCGACUACCAGAAGACAAUGUCCCAGCUUGUCCUGAAAGAAGCGGUGGCGGGCCUGCAGCAAGAGUCAGCCACCAAGAUGAGCCGCGGGAAUGUCUUGAUGGUCAGGGGAGAGGUAGAGACUGCCAAUCUGCUUGAUGUGGAUGGGGAGAAAAGGGCAGGGAAGAAAGGCAAGGGUGGUCAACCCUCUUCCGCUUCAGCCCCGCUUCCUCCGCCGUCUGUUUCUUCGAGCGACGGUAAGCUGUACUCUCUGAGGGUAAAGCUCAUACUGCCGACGGUCCCCGCCUACGGCAAUGGCAAAGACUACGUCCCGGCGUCGCCCUUCAGGGGCCAGGAGCUGGUUUCCCUUACUUCGCCUAUGUGGAGAGCCUCCUCAAACGCUUUGCUGGGAGUGGUGCAGGCGUGGGACCCGGUGUACGACAAGCUAAGCCGAAAGCCUUCUACGAAGACGGUUGUGGUGAAGAUCAGAAUCCUAGUCUGCGUUAGCUCCACUGGAGGAGAUGGGGUCGGCGGGCGGGGCGGAUGGUUGCCCUUGAAGGACAUUCAGGAGUGUCUGGGAAACGACAAUUGCGGUGUUCCCGUCACGAUCUCCAGCGCGGGGUCGCUGGUGACAGCAUGUCGCGAGUUUCAAGCUGUCAUGUCCUUGCCGGAACUGCCUGAGAGGGUCCACGAGUUCUUGCUGAACCCGUCUAAGGCGCCGACCACGUUGCUGCCGCGCUUUGUCGUCAUCAACCACCUGCCUGUUUCAAGCAGUCGUGGUGGGAGAGAAGCAGGCGGCGGCGCUCGGGAGAACGGUUCAUCUGCGAGGCAGAACGGAGAUUUAUCGCCCCCAUCCAGCGUGUAUACCCCCCCCCCCCCCCCCGGUCCAUCCAGCGUGCCGCCCAAGCUAUGGAUGUCGCUGAUACAGAAGUUCAAUAGCUCCCAAGUUCAGGCCAUGCGAAAGGUGGUGGAUGGCUCUCCGUCGGGUUUCACACUGCUGCAGGGACCCCCAGGGACAGGAAAAACCCGCACGAUCAUGGGGAUCGUGGGGGUGCUGCUCGCGGGAGCCUGCCCGUUUCCCUCAGGCCACAACUCGGAAGGUGGGGAAGGAGGGGCGAGCGGGUCAGGGGCGAAGGUCACUAUCGGCUCCUCUAUUAGCGGUAAGGGAAAAGGGAAGAAGGGCAAGCAAAAGGGCAAGCAAAAGGCUGCGAGGAUCGUCUCCCCCUUGGAAAAAGCCUCUCCAAGGAUUCUGAUCGUGGCUCCGUCGAACGCUGCUGUGGAUGAGCUGGUGCUGCGCCUGUGCCAAGAGGGCGUUCCCGGCGUAGACGGCAGGGUGCGGUUUCCAAGAGUUGUGCGAGUAGGCGGCCCCAGAGCGGAUGGCGAGAGGAGCGGCACCGUUGAUGGCCGCGGCGGAAGCGGCGGAAGAGACGGAGUGACAUCGACGAUGGUCGAGGGAGUCUCGUUAGAGCGUCUCGUGACGGAGCGGAUGGAAAGAACCAAGUGCUCCGCCGUGAGCGCCCGCCUUGGUAUACUCCUCCGAGCUGAGGUGGUGUGCGCGACACUUUCAGGCUCCGGCUCGCACAUCCUUGUGGAAACGGUCAUGAUGAGCAUGCAACUGGCCGCGACGAAACUGUCCAAAACGAAGAAGGGCCAGAAGAAGGCCAAGGCCGCCGGCCGUGAAGGCCAAACAAUACUGGGAUUUGAUGCCGUUGUCAUGGACGAGGCUGCCCAGGCUGUGGAGCCUUCAUCAAUGAUACCACUCAAGUACAAUCCCAGGGCAGUGAUCAUGGUCGGGGAUCCCGCUCAGCUGCCGGCUACGAUCUUUUCUAAGGAUGCGCAGCGCGCCAACUACGCGCAGAGUUUGUUCCUGCGGCUGCAGCGGGGGGGGCACCCGAAGACGAUGUUGGACACGCAGUACCGAAUGCACCCCGACAUCGCAUCCUUUGCCUCCACGCGCUUUUACAGUGGCCUCUUGAGGUCUGCUCCCACGGUCACGGAGGCCUCGCACGGUCAAGUAUUCCACCGGUUACCUCGCUUCGCGCCUUACCUAUUUCACAACGUCUCUGGCGGACGGCUCAAGCGAGGGGGCGAGGGGUAUGGUGGUGCCAAAUCCCUAUCUAACCCUACCGAGGUGUCCUACAUCACAUCUCUCCUUCAAGACCUGAUUACCACAUUUCCCGGGACGGACUUCAACGGGAGAAUAGGCGUCAUUGCGCCGUACCGCAACCAGAUCCGAGCCCUGCAACGGGGCAUGUGGUCUACAGGACUGAGGCACGACGGAGUUGAGGUCUCCACGGUGGAUGGGUUCCAGGGGCGGGAGAAGGACAUCAUGAUAUUCUCGUGCGUUCGUGCUCCCGAGCUGCAGAGGUCGGGGGACUCCGGUUCUUCUAGCGGUGGCGGCAUCGGCUUUUUAGACGACUGGCGAAGGCUCAACGUUGCCAUCACGAGGGCAAAGUUCGCCAUGUGGAUCGUUGGCCAUGCGGGGGUCCUGAAACAGAGCACCGACUGGCGUGAGCUCAUCAACGACUCCAAGAAGAGAAACGCCUUCAUUGACUCGAGUAACCCAGGUGCCACUUCAAGCGGCCGUAACAGCGGAUCCACCACUACCAGAGGUUCCAACGUUGGUGGCUCCCGGACGGAGACGACGAGCACGAGGGCUCCUGAGAAAGAGGCGCCCUCUGCCGCUAGCAGCACACGUUCAAGGUCGCCGGUGGUUGUAGGGACAGACCAGGGCAGAGAGCGUGGGCAUGGUCUCAGGGGGAAUGGGCAAGUCGGCGAGACGAAGCAUGACUCCAGGCAAAACGGUGCUACUGGCGUGGCCCUAGCAAGGGGAGAAGGGUCAGCAUCAGCAGCAAUGCCUUCCUUACACACGACGCCCUUCGCAGCGCCACCGCCCUUGCCUUCUCACAUCUGGGCAUCGGGCAAUUACUACAACAGGCAAUCCGCAUCACCCCAACCACCCACCGGGCUUAGAGCUGGCGGUACAGGCUCUGGCCGUAGUGAUGUGGCGGUACGAGCGCAGCCUUCGCUCACCGAUUCUGCUGGUUCGCAGCCUCACAGACUGGAUGACACGAGGACAGAGGUCGUCUCUCGGCAGGGUAACCACUACAACAGACAACCCGCACCGCCCCAACCACCCGCCGGGCUUACAGGCUCUGGCCGUAGUGAUGCGGUGGUGCGAGCGCAGCCGUCGUUCAAUGAUUCCGCUGAUUCUCAGCCGAACGGACUGGACAGGAGGACAGUGGACGCCUCUCGGCAGGGCAACCACUACAACAGACAACCCGCACCGCCCCAACCACCCGCCGGGCUGACAGGCUCUGGCCGUAGGGAUGCGGUGGUGCGAGCGCAGCCGCCGUUCAAUUCCGCUGAUUCUCAGCCGAACGGACUGGACAGGAGGACAGUGGACGCCUCUCGGCGGGGCAACUACUACACCAGGGAACCCGCACCGCCCCAACCACGCGCCGGGCGUAGAGGCGGUGGUGCAGGCUCUGCCCGUGGUGAUACGACGGUGCAGGCUCAACCUUCGCUCAAGGAUUCCGCUCAUUCUCAGCCUAACGGACAGGACGACAAGAAGACCGUGGACGCCUCUCGGCAGACAGACUACGUGAACAGGCUGCUGAAUGGCUCGCUUUCGACGCCACGCUCAGGCCCCAAGACUCCCGAUAACAUUUGA
Molecule: messenger RNA, 4293 nt
Organism: Ectocarpus siliculosus
Lineage: Eukaryota; Phaeophyceae; Ectocarpales; Ectocarpaceae
Source: the annotation of a GenBank genome assembly